This is a messenger RNA of Plenodomus lingam JN3, 198 nucleotides long. RefSeq lists its product as uncharacterized. The record is from RefSeq and is a predicted model, not a curated record. Lineage: Eukaryota; Fungi; Ascomycota; Dothideomycetes; Pleosporales; Leptosphaeriaceae.
AUGGCGUCUGCUGAGACCAAAGCACUCCAGAUUCCACCCUCUUGCACCUCAUCUAUCUCACGCGCUGCCUGCAGGAAAAUCGCAGGAGCCAUCGAUCUGACUGCAGGCACUGGUACUGGUGUGCGAUGGGAGAGCCUUGCCACCCAAGAACAUGGCACCCUCCAACAAUCUCCACCAACCUCCCAAACCUACACCUAG